AUGGAAGAGAGUUUUCUUAAUAAAGGCUCUGAGAAUUCGGUAGUUGAAGUUGAUGAUAAUGCUGUCCACGAGUUACAUGUUCUUGCUAUUGACGCUCAGAUUUUCAGCCUUCAGUAUCUUUGUGCUGUGCUCCAUAAGUGCAACUACAAAGUUAAAACAACAACAUCGGCAGCUGAAGCCCUAGAGAUAUUGAGAGCAAAAAAAUAUGAAUUUAAUAUUGUGCUUGUUGAUGUUGAUAGUGCUAACAUGAACGGUUUUAAGCUUCUGGAGAUUAUAGGACUUGAGAUGUAUUUACCGGUGAUAAUGGUGACUGGAGAUGGCAGUCUUCAAAACAUAAUGAAGGGUCUAAUUUAUGGGGCUGUAGAUUACAUCAUAAAGCCCGUUCGGGUGCAGGAAAUCAAGAAUACUAUUUGGCACAGCGUUACUCUGAAUAAAAUGUGGGAUUCUGAACAAUCUACUGACAACGCAGAAACGUCGGACCACCAAAAUCUAAAGCCUUUGGAACAUUCCCAUGCUACUAUUACAGUUGAAGAUGAUAAAGACAACGUUCGAUUAGAUGAUACCUCCUCUAGUUGUCAGAAGAAAAAGAGGUUGGUGUGGACUCCGGACCUUGACGCCAAGUUUGUAAAAGCUGUUCAGACACUGUCAAAGAGUUCAAUGGUGCAUCCAAAAAGGAUACUUAAAGUUAUGAAUGAACCAGAACUCACUCGGGAAAAUAUCGCUAGUCAUCUGCAGAAAUAUAGAAUGUCCUUGAAGAAGCGUAAAGUUGAAAUGAACCAACAAGGUUUUGAUAUAAAAAGUGUUACCGGAUAUUCAUCCACUAGGAGAAGUAACCGCAGAAAUGGGGAAGCUGGCGAUUUUAAUGCUGAUCGUGUAGCUGUUCCAAGCUUUAAUCCAUUUCACUCCUUCGAGGACAUGAACUCUAUCUUUCUCGAUCCAAUUAGAGGGGGCAAUACAGUGAUGUCGCAGCAUAGAACACCGUAUGUCGGCUUGCUGGAUCCAGAGAAACCAUAUCAAUCCGUUCCUUAUAGUUGUUUGGAUGAUCCAAACUUUCAAACGCCAGAUUUCAAACAUUUUAGUUAUUACAAUUACUGCUUAGGAUUGAAUAUUCAGCUUCAUAAUCCUGGAUCUGAGCCUCUUUCAGGGACUACCUCUCGAUCACCAUACUUUCAUGAUAUGGGCUCCGAGCAUAGUACUCCUAGCAGUGCGCCAUUUUAUCCAUUCUCAAAUGCAUGUUUUGCACCUGAAACAGAUGUAGCUUUCCAGUCCCCUUUUGCUGUUGCUUCUGUCCCAGAUCUUUUCCCGGGUGGCAUUCCAAAUUAUGGAGGGCUUAUUGUGGACUGUACAAAUAAUGUGCAAUAUCCAGGUUCCAGAGGCCUAACAUGUAAUUUUGGUGGGACAGAAUUGGCCUCCAAUGGCACAACGAAAUCACGUGAUGAUACCGUUUCGGAGAUGGAUGACAACCAGUUAAGCGAUCAUGGACCACCUGAUAGUCUACAAAUCUUGGCAACUUACUCCUCCCAGUAGCCAGAAGGCUCUUGUAU
Molecule: messenger RNA, 1544 nt
Organism: Theobroma umbraticum
Lineage: Eukaryota; Viridiplantae; Streptophyta; Magnoliopsida; Malvales; Malvaceae
Product: two-component response regulator ORR22-like
Biological process (GO): phosphorelay signal transduction system; cytokinin-activated signaling pathway
Molecular function (GO): DNA binding
Source: RefSeq, a predicted model, not a curated record